AGACAUCCUCUUCACUAUAAUGUCCACCAAUCGUUUGGAUUCCACUUUGAUAGUGCAUGUUUCUCAACGGCCAUGAAACACCACCACCACCCUCUUCCACCAACAACCACCUCAAGCACUUUGGUUAAUUCUUUACUUUCUUUUCCAUGAAAUCUUCAUCUUCCUAGUCAGACCCACAACCUCAUUUGCCCAAACUUCAAUCUUCUUCAUCUCAAGAUGUCCAUUUGUGUACCCUUCCAUGGAUUCACACUCUACUCACCAAAGGGCCAAAGCUUCAAGAGACUCUUUUCUUCUCAUUUCAUCAAUCAUGCUCAGGUAAUCCCAUUCCCAUGUUCUCUACCUUUAUCUCCUCUGAAUUUAUCAGAACCCUUUAGGUUUAGCAGAGAAAAAGCACUCAAACCCAUCAGAGCUUCAAUUACCCCAACUGUUGAAACCCCCAAAACUUCAUUCAGAGACAAAACCCCAAAAGAAAUCAAUGUUUUGGUAGUGGGUUCAACUGGGUAUAUUGGGAAAUUUGUUGCUAAAGAGUUAAUUAAGAGAGGGUUUAAUGUUAUUGCAAUUGCUAGGGAGAGUAGUGGCAUUAAGGGCAGAAAUAGCAAAGAAGAAACCCUAGAACAGUUGAAUGGGGCAAAUGUUUGCUUUUCGGAUGUGACCCAUUUGGAUUCUUUGGAGAAAAGUUUGGGGAAUUUAGGGGUUUCAAUUGAUGUUGUUGUGUCAUGCCUUGCUAGCCGAAGUGGUGGUGUCAAGGACUCAUGGAAGAUUGAUUAUGAGGCAACAAAGAAUACUCUUGUUGCCGGUAGGAAUCGUGGGGCUUCACAUUUUGUUUUGUUGUCUGCAAUUUGUGUGCAAAAGCCCCUUCUUGAAUUUCAGCGUGCAAAGUUGAAAUUCGAGGCUGAAUUGAUCAAACAAGCCGAAGAGGAUGAUGGAUUUACUUAUAGUAUUGUGAGGCCAACGGCAUUUUUCAAGAGUUUGGGUGGACAGGUUGAAUUGGUGAAAGAUGGGAAGCCUUAUGUGAUGUUUGGGGAUGGGAAGUUGUGUGCUUGCAAACCUAUUAGCGAGUCGGAUUUGGCUUCAUUUAUCGCAGACUGUGUGUUGAGUCAGGAUAAGUUUAAUCGGGUUUUGCCCAUUGGUGGACCGGGGAAGGCAUUGACACCAUUGGAGCAAGGGGAGAUUCUGUUUAGAAUUUUAGGGAGAGAACCAAAAUUCUUCAAAGUGCCAAUUGAAAUAAUGGAUUUUGCUAUUGGGGUUCUUGAUUUUCUUGUUAAGAUUUUCCCUGCUAUGGAAGAUGCUGCUGAGUUUGGUAAAAUCGGAAGGUAUUAUGCUGCGGAGAGUAUGCUGAUUUUGGAUCCUGAGACUGGAGAGUACAGCGCUGAGAAAACGCCAAGUUAUGGGAAGGACACAUUGGAAGAGUUCUUUGAGAGGGUACUCAGGGAAGGAAUGGCUGGUCAGGAAUUAGGGGAGCAAACAAUCUUCUAAUGUUCCCAUUGUGGGAAAAGCUUGUAAAUUUGAAUACUUCAUUGAUUGAAUGUACCAAUUUUGCCUCAACCGAGUAAUUUAAGGUAUGCAGUUCUUAUCUCUUGUAACGGCCUAAUGGGCCUUUUUACCAGGUGCAAAUGAUGUGAUUUUUUAGAAAUGCUUGCAACAUUCAAAAUUAAAAUUUUGUAAUGAAUGCCUUAUUAUUUGUUGAUACAUGCUCAUAUGUUUGUUCC
Camellia sinensis is the source of this 1709-nucleotide messenger RNA. Its product is annotated as divinyl chlorophyllide a 8-vinyl-reductase, chloroplastic. The record is from RefSeq and is a predicted model, not a curated record. NCBI's taxonomy places the organism in Eukaryota, Viridiplantae, Streptophyta, Magnoliopsida, Ericales, Theaceae. Gene Ontology annotation, molecular function: oxidoreductase activity.